UUUAUUAUGUUUGAAUAAUUACAUGAAGUAAAAUCUGCUUAAAAAAAAAAUUGAUGUGGUUAGAAUGGUUUACAUGGAAAUUGUUCCCGUAAUUUAAAAAACACUGGAACAUUGCCUUUUCUUAUCUUUCUGUUGUUUGUGUCUACAAGGCUUGGCCAAUCACAAUAAGACAGAUAAUUGUAGAGCAAAUUGACAAGUACAGGGGGCCUCUACAGUGAUUAUCAUCGGCAAUAUUUAUUUACUUCUAAUCGAAUUACUGUUUCAUCGUGGAUUGAGAAAGACCAUUUUUGAGACACUGCUACACCUGUGCAACUUAUUCCAUUGCUUAUAAUAGAUAUUGCGUCAUACGUAUCCUUCAUAUUUUUUGUGUUGAAAAAAAAUAAGUGUGAUUAUAUAGUACUACCUAUUGAAUUAUCUAACGAUCCCAACAAUUGCGUGCUUCAAAAAUGAUACCAGAUAACGUGACAUUGAUUGUGAAGGCUCCUAACCAGCAAAUUGAGGAUCAAAAUAUCGAAUGCCAGACAUCCUGGACUGUGAGGCAGCUAAAAGGUCACCUAUCGGAAGUUUAUCCAAGUAAACCGAAAACAGAUGAACAGAAAAUAAUCUACUCUGGCCAGUUGUUAGACGACAAUUCAGUGCUAAAGGACGUGCUCAGGAGCUAUGACUGUCCCAUCCCGCACACUAUGCAUCUAGUCUGUACUCCCAAGAACAAAAUGGACGUACCAGAACCGAAAACAGAGGGUCUGCGCAAUAGGAACGUGCCAGAACAGAGACAGGCGGAAGCCGCUCGUCCGGAGAUGCGGCAAAAUGACCAGAAUCACACGGUUGAAAUGCAGAACUAUUUGAGUUCGUUCGUGAAUAAUUACGGCAGGGUCCCCCCGUACCCGAAUUAUAAUUUCAAUGAACGAUACUUGCCAAUGCAGCAAGCGUACUUGCAGUAUAUGCAGCAGUAUGCGAAUUUAUGGCAGGCGCACGCGGCGCCCCCGCAGCCGGCCGCGCCGCCGCAGCCGCCACGGCCGGUGGCGCGCGUCGAGGAGGAGGGCCGCGAUUGGUUGGACCACUUGUACGCGGCGUCGCGGAUGGCCGUGCUGGUCUCGCUGCUGUACCUGUACGGCAGCCCGGCGAGGCUGCUGCUCGUCGUAAUCGUUGUGGCCGCGGGAUAUUUGCACCAAAUUGGCUUCUUCCGCGAGCUACUGGUGAACCCAAAUGCACCCCAAAACGAGAGGAACCGCGCACAGAACAGAGCACAACCUAACCGACCCCCUCAACCCCAGGAAAACCCUCAGGCGACCCCAACAACGCCCCAAGAAACCCCUCAAGACCCCCCAGAAGACGAUCAGUCACUAUUGGCCGUCACUUGGACGAUAUUCACCUCGUUUUUUGCUUCUCUCAUACCAGAAGCUAAUUAAACGUUAAAGAAUUACGUGUCAUUUAUUGCUGCUAUUGUGACGUCAUAGUUUAACUUUUUAUAAAUCAAAAUAUUAUUUACUAGCUGUUUGCCCCGGCUUCGACCGUGGUACAUAUAGACUAUGUCACUCAGUGAAGUUGCAGCUUUCUGAUGGUGAAAGAAUUUUUGAUAUCAGACCAGUUUUUGUGUAAUUACAUUACAAACAUACUUUCAUACAAAUCUUUCCUUUUAUGUGAUUUAUUCUUUAUUCAAAUUUUGUUAGGUGGUUGGUAUAGAAAAAAGAAAGUGAAAGAAAUCAGUCAAACAAACUUGAAUCUUAUUUGUGUAGAUUUAGGUAUUAAUCUCGUAUGAGGACUUAACGGGAUAUUAUAUGAAAAAAAUGUUCCACUUUCAAAAUACACCACAGUCUAUGGAAAUAUUAUAAUAAUAAUGACUAUAUUCCAUCAAACAAUUACUAUGAUGUUACAGUAGUUUAAUAGGAAUGUUUUAAAAUUAUUUGCCUAGCACCAGUGAUAUUAUAGAAGCUAUUUAAGGUUAUAUCUACAUUGUUAAUUUUGGUUUGGGAUUUUCCGAUGUUGGUUUUGUUACACUAAAUUAAAUUAAGCGCGAGUUGUUAACUUUGUGAAUGUUAAUAUUGUUUUAAUGUAUCGCUUGUAACGAUUUUUGGAUAAAUUUUAAUGUAAAUCUUAAACCAAAUAUUAAUUGUAAAUAAUGUUUCUAGUUUUAGUAUAGAGUCCAAAAAACUUUAGAGUCGGAAAUGUAUAUUUUAGGGUAAUUAUGGAAUACUUAUAUACUAAAUAAAAAUAUAAAAUUGUUUGGGGCUCAUUCGUACUACCACAUAAAGGUAAAAAACUUAAAGUGGAAUUUGUAAAAGUUUACACUGAUUAAUGUAGAUUUUAAAUCGGAAGCUUAUAUGCUAGUUCCCAUAAAUGUUAUUUUAAAUAUUAAAAUACACUUUUAAUUACUGACAAGUAUAUAGUAUGUAAUAAUAUGGGUUUUACGGGUGCCAGCUGAAGUGCAGAACUUUUUAAUAGAUCUAAAAAUACCUUAAUAUUUAAGUGUAUCGUUACCUAUGAGUCGGUAAUGUGAGUGCUAUUAUUUUGUACGAGUGACACGAGCUGCACUUUAGUUUUUAUCCAUAAAAAAUAACAUUCGUGUUUAAUUACUAUAACUCAGAUAACAGAGAACACUCAUUUGUUUCGUCGUUUUUUAUUUUGGAUAACAAAUAUGAAAAUAUUCUGAUACCCGAAUAGAUUUUGAAGAAAUCUCCAAUCUGACAGUGUACAAAAUUGUGAAGGCAAUCCAUCUGACAGUAUUUAUGAAUAUCUACUUAAAAUGUAUCAGAAAUGAUACGUGAAUGCGUUUAACUUGGGCUAUAUCAUCAAAAGUCAAUUACAUACUCGCUCUUGUGUCAUAUAAACAAUGGAAUGUGAUUGAUUUCUUUUUUGCUUUAAUUAAUAGAAAAAAAAUAUAUAAAAUACUUUAAGUAACAUUAGCAAAGAUUAAUAUAUCUUUUUUAUAGAGAACUACGAAUAAUUGGUAUCAUAGAUAUUAUAAUUUAUAGCAUCCAAUUUAAAUUGGUCUCAUUUUAAACUGUAUGUAAAUUAGUUAAUUGGUGUGAUGAUUGCUAUUUCGUAUACUGUAUUUCUUUUUUCAAAAUCAAAAGUCAUUUUUUAAACUAUUUAUCACGAUUCUACGUCAUACAAAGAUCAUCUGCAUUUCUAGAGUAAGAUAUUUAACGUUCAAGCAUGCUAUUAUAAAACCGAUAUGUACUGUGAUAAGAUAUUUUUGUUUGGGAUAACGUAAUAAAUUUUCGAAAUAU
Messenger RNA from Zerene cesonia (dogface butterfly), 3230 nucleotides. It is a transcript of the gene Herp, whose product is annotated as homocysteine-responsive endoplasmic reticulum-resident ubiquitin-like domain member 2 protein. The record is from RefSeq and is a predicted model, not a curated record. Lineage: Eukaryota; Metazoa; Arthropoda; Insecta; Lepidoptera; Pieridae. Gene Ontology annotation, molecular function: protein binding. Gene Ontology annotation, biological process: endoplasmic reticulum unfolded protein response. The coding region runs from base 447 to 1409 and encodes 320 amino acids. The transcript is spliced from 4 exons.